AUGUCAAGUAUCCAAGCAUCCAUACACCGCACACACCCCAACAUGCCACUCGCCAACACACCCACAGCAUCACCCCGCGACGCCGUCGAAGCCGCCCUCGACCUCUUCUUCCGCGCGCGACACGAUCCCUCAAUACCACUAUCCGCCUGGGACGACCUCGUCGCCACGUUCGAUGAAGAACAACUUGAGCAGCUUGAGGAUGCAACGAGCGUGCUGCGACGCAAUUGGCCGAGGCAUGUACCUUAUCCUAACCUCGUUGGGUUUGUGAGGUGGCAGGUGGAGAAGGCGGAGAGGAGGGACAAGGAGCUGGAUAGGAGGGAGAAGGAGGAUAAAAAGAGAGAGAAGGAGAAUGAGAGGAGGGAGAAGGAGGAUAAGAGGAGAGAGAAGGAGGAUAAGAGGAGGGAGAGGGAGGAUGAGAGGAGGGAGAGGGAGGAUGAGAGGAGGGAGAAGGAGGUGAGGGAGGAGGAGGAGGCUAGAGCGAUGUCGGAGAACGAAGAGGAGUAA
Alternaria triticimaculans is the source of this 504-nucleotide messenger RNA. RefSeq lists its product as uncharacterized. The transcript is spliced from 2 exons. NCBI's taxonomy places the organism in Eukaryota, Fungi, Ascomycota, Dothideomycetes, Pleosporales, Pleosporaceae. The coding region runs from base 1 to 504 and encodes 167 amino acids. The record is from RefSeq and is a predicted model, not a curated record.